UUCCGAUUCUUCGAUAUUAUUUAGUGACACAUUUCUGCUGGCACACGCCAACGCCAAAGAUGUACACACAACUUUGUUUCUGUCUAGCUCUGUCCCAAGUCGCGCAUGUGCACGUUCACCCGCCAGGGCCUCAUAUGGGUCACCUGAAACUUGACUGUAUUAUCGUGCGUUUUAGGUUUUUACUAUGCAAUUGGCUUCCCAUGCACUUCCCUUGAGUCUCACCGAGCAUAUCCAUGUUUUCUUGCACUGCGGCUCAACGUUGGCCUGUGCAUUGAAAUGACGCUGGCGCUGGCAUGGUUGGCCGCGCCCACGAUCCGCCGUACCCCUCUCCAAGCUUGGUUGGCGUGACAAUCGAUGUUGCGGUGAUGCAUUCGUAUCGGUGUUGGUUCAGAGACUUCCUCAAGUCGUAGGCUUGAAGUGACAUGAGCCAGGGCAACAGCUUGGGUCAGAUUGGAAGCGAAUUUGAUAAGCUGCAAAGGUGUAUGCUGUUCGGAGGUGAUGAGACGUCUUGGAAGACGACGAGCGGGUGCUGCGAAAAGCGUAUUUAUGUAACAAGGGACAGAAUCAAUAUGAUAAGGUUAGGGGGAAGACGAUGGGUACUGGGAUGGUUCUUGAAUGGCUGUUACAGGCGGAUGGAGCCAGACUUAUCGGAAGGAGUCAAGCUGCGAGCAAUCAAAAUCUUAAAAGGGCACCUGAUUAAAUCACGGCAGGAGAAACUUGGUCAUAGUAAACAAGUUUUCUCCGGUACUGCGUGCGUGUGUAUCCAGGAGAAGCCUGUGCAUGAAGGCCAUCAGCGGCCGUUCUUAGGUAGGAAGCGCCGGGAAUCCUCGGUCAUAGAGGCCAACGGGCUGACAGUCCUAGCUAACACAACAGGGAAGUUAGUAGCGUUCUUGUUUGCCAACCGGCUCGAAUAUCAGGGUGAGGUAACAGUCGCAGGACACGAUCAGUAUUGAGACCGAAGCGAACAUAGGCGGACCUGCCCUGAAUGCUGGCUGUGGAGAUGGGGAUGGGGUGUACAAGGUCAAUAAUAUGCUGUGUUGACCAAUCACGAAUCGGGGUAUUUGCAACAGCCCCUGGAGGCCUCCGAGAUAUAAAGAUGCACCAGAGACCUACCAUCUUGCGGCUCCUAAAACCAUACGAGUUGGUACCCACAAUUUAUCUGAGAUCCAAAGUAUCGAACGAAUGGUCACAACCCGCAAUGAUUCGGUCACAGGGACACUGGUGCUCACAGCGAGAACCAUCGCUGCCGUAAUGUCAGCAGACCCUAGAAUUUGAUCCUUCACUUCCACCACAUCCUUGAAUUAAGCACACAACAUAGUCCUGGGUGGAUCAAAUUUCCAUAGAG
Molecule: messenger RNA, 1345 nt
Organism: Cantharellus anzutake
Lineage: Eukaryota; Fungi; Basidiomycota; Agaricomycetes; Cantharellales; Hydnaceae
Exons: 2
Coding region: 423-953 (176 amino acids)
Source: RefSeq, a predicted model, not a curated record